GGAGCGACCUGAGGCACGCAGAGCUCUGAAGACCACUGCUGGCGCCAUGUUCCUCACCGCCCUACUACGCCGCAAUCGGAUUCCCGGCCGGCAGUGGAUCGGGAAGCACCGGCGGCCGCGGACCGUGUCUCUGCUGGCGAAGCAGAACAUGGUGCGUCGCCUGCAGGUGGAGGCGGAGAACCACUACUGGCUGAGCAUGCCCUGCAUGACGGCCGAGCAGGAGUGCGGCCACGCCGCGGCGCGCAGGGCCCGGGCCUUCGAGGCCAUCAAGGCGGCCACCACGUCCAAGUUCCCCCCGCACAGAUACGCGGCCGACCAGCUCGGCCACCUCAACGUCACCCAGAAGUGGUCGUGAGGACAAUGAGCCACUCGGGGCGCCACACGCCCUGGUCCUUAAAAGUAUUGUCGCUCACCUCUCCUGUCUCUCUCUUCUUGAAGCUGGUCGGAAAUACCAAAGUUACUGGGUCACAGGUGGCAGAAGCCGCAUUUUGAAUGAACGUUGCCAUGAAACUGCACACUGUGA
Messenger RNA from Castor canadensis (American beaver), 523 nucleotides. Its product is annotated as large ribosomal subunit protein mL63. Gene Ontology annotation, molecular function: structural constituent of ribosome. Gene Ontology annotation, cellular component: mitochondrial ribosome. Gene Ontology annotation, biological process: mitochondrial translation. Lineage: Eukaryota; Metazoa; Chordata; Mammalia; Rodentia; Castoridae. The record is from RefSeq and is a predicted model, not a curated record.